AGACACUUACAACAUUUUUAUUCUAUUAUGGUACAUGUGUAAAUUGGUUGAGAAGAAAAAGGCAGUGCGUCGCGUUGGCGUUAGCGUAGCCUAGCGCAACUAUUAAUGUACAUGCAGUAAUUCUUCGGUCCAUAGAAGGGAAGGAUUUAAAAAAUAUAUGUAUUUGCACACAUUUACAUGAACACACACAACACAAAAGUUAAAUUUAUCUAAAUACUUCAAAGUAAUCGAUUCUUCCAACCACCGGAAACCUGCUCAACAUUUUUGCCCAAAAAUGGUGAGCACUAUCAAUGUGAUGUCAUAAGGGUUGUUAGAGGUUCUGUGAAGCAAACCCCAGUCAUACUAGGUUGUGUAAUCCCCGGUGGGGGGGAAACCCACUUGUAUUUCAUUUCCCUUUUCAGUGUACAGUGUUGCUGUUUUAAGUCUUCAUCGCGGCGAGAGGAAGUUUAUUCAACAACCCUUACAACAAAAUAAAAAGAACUUAUUGCGAUGCGGGAAUAUAAAAUCGUCGUUCUGGGAAGUGGUGGUGUUGGUAAAUCUGCCCUUACAGUUCAGUUUGUUCAGGGUAUCUUUGUGGAGAAGUAUGAUCCCACCAUUGAAGAUUCAUACCGCAAACAAGUGGAAGUUGAUGGCCAACAAUGCAUGCUGGAAAUUUUGGAUACUGCUGGAACGGAACAAUUCACAGCCAUGAGAGACCUAUACAUGAAAAAUGGCCAGGGUUUUGUACUGGUUUAUUCCAUUACUGCACAAUCUACCUUCAAUGACCUCCAAGACCUGAGGGAGCAGAUUUUACGUGUGAAAGACACUGAUGAUGUUCCUCUGGUACUAGUUGGUAACAAAUGUGAUCUAGAGGAUGAGCGUGUCGUAGGAAAAGAUCAGGGCAUGAAUCUUGCAAGGCAAUUCAACAACUGCUCCUUUUUGGAAUCUUCCGCAAAAGCGAAAAUUAACGUUAACGAGAUAUUUUAUGAUUUGGUGAGGCAGAUAAAUAAAAAAUCCCCAGAGAAGAAAUCAAGUAGCAAAAAGAAGACACACUGCAACAUUUUGUAACAAGAUUCCAACUGGUUCUCAUUUUAAUUUCAAGAGAGAAAAGGGGGAGAAAAAAAAAAGAAUUUUCACAUUCUAAGAUAAUCAUGAUUCAAAAUGUAACUAUGGGCUAUCUGCUAUCCAGUUGCUACUAAUUGAUUUAGUUUCCAACAAUUUCAUCAAGCACAGGUUUUUGUGUUGAUUUAUUUGAAACUUUAAACCAAGUUAUGAAUUCAGCAUGGUGGCAUUUAGUCAUGUAAAUUGCAAGUGUUCCCCUUUUUUUCUUGCCUUCAACAUAUUAAUCAACUGUCAUACCCUUUGAUCCCUUUCGCUAUCGAUCCAUUAAUAAAUGAUUAACGUCA
Messenger RNA from Daphnia pulex (common water flea), 1385 nucleotides. It is a transcript of the gene Rap1, whose product is annotated as ras-related protein Rap-1b. The record is from RefSeq and is a predicted model, not a curated record. The coding region runs from base 490 to 1047 and encodes 185 amino acids. The transcript is spliced from 5 exons. NCBI's taxonomy places the organism in Eukaryota, Metazoa, Arthropoda, Branchiopoda, Diplostraca, Daphniidae. Gene Ontology annotation, biological process: cellular response to cAMP; Rap protein signal transduction; negative regulation of synaptic vesicle exocytosis. Gene Ontology annotation, cellular component: plasma membrane. Gene Ontology annotation, molecular function: GDP binding; GTPase activity; GTP binding.